AUGCAGUAAACACCCCGUUCCACGUGAGGGCAGUACUGUAAAUAUUUUUCCCUUCUGUUCUUCCGUCUCCAAAAACAUGGCGGCACCCGUGGCUUUCAGGCGAGAAUUAAUUUCUUUGGCAAGGAUAUUUACACGAGUCUCCGGUUUGGGGCCGAGAGGUCGGGCCGCAUGCUCAGGGUAUAAAACAUGUAACGUUAUCAGAUCGCUUCUCCCUCUAACAACCCGCAGUUCCUUUCACACAACAGCCUUUUCAUCUAGGUCAUCAUCGAUCACUGUAACUGAUGAGCCUGACAUACUGUUCCAAAAGGUGUCUGUUUUGGUCAAAGGUCAUGACAAAGCCGUCUUGGACAGUUAUGAGUAUUUUGCUACAAUGGCAGCAAACGAGUUGGGGAUCACCAUUAACAAAGUUUAUGAACCGAAAAAGUCAGUGGACAGACUCACACUCCUCAAGUCAGUACACAUCUACAAAAAACACAGAGUCCAGUAUGAGAUGAGGACAAACUACCGCUGCAUUGAGCUGUCUCAUCUGACAGGCUGCACAGCACAGGUGUACCUGGAGUACAUCCAGAGGAACCUCCCUGAAGGUGUAGCUAUGGAAGUGACAAAGACUACCAUGGAGAAAGUUCCAGACCACAUCCUGGAACCCAUGUGGAAGGACCAUCCCGUUGAUGACAAAUGUCACCAGUGAAUGCAGUAAAGAGUAGAGAGAAUGAAAAUUGAGGACUUCUGUGAUCAGCUGCAGCACUAUUGUAUAAUAUCUGUAUACUGUAUAUUAAGUCUUCACUGUGGUCCAACAAGUUCAUGUAGAAAUGUGGAAACAACUGUAUAUAUAUUUCCCCCAAAUUAAAUCAUUCUACCCAA
Cynoglossus semilaevis (tongue sole) is the source of this 861-nucleotide messenger RNA. RefSeq names its product mitochondrial ribosomal protein S10 (gene mrps10). The transcript has 7 exons. The coding region runs from base 77 to 688 and encodes 203 amino acids. NCBI's taxonomy places the organism in Eukaryota, Metazoa, Chordata, Actinopteri, Pleuronectiformes, Cynoglossidae. The record is from RefSeq and is a predicted model, not a curated record. Gene Ontology annotation, cellular component: mitochondrial small ribosomal subunit; mitochondrion.